AUACCAAGGGGAUCAAGCGUCAAGUCAAGUCGUUCGGAACCGCUACAAAUUCCUUCCGAAGCACGCUUAACCGCUCUCUCUCUCUCUCCCCCCGUCUCUUUCUCCAUCGAAUCCCGGGAGAUUUUCCCCAGAAAAACAGCCCAGCCAUGGAGAAGGACGAUGUCGAUGUGAUUCUCGAGGAGCAGCGUGAAGAGGUCAUGGCCGCUAAAGCCCUGGCCUCCGACCUCGAUUUCGCCUUCAAUCUCCAAAUGCAGGAAGCCCUAGUCGCUUCUCGGUCACUCCACACUUCUGCCCCUCCUGCCUCUCCCACCGUGGACGACGUAGUCCCCCUCUCUUCCGGCGCCGCAGACGAGUUUGACUACACUGCUCUCAUUCUGGAAGACCUUGCUCGGCUCGAUCAGGAGAGGAGGGACCGGGAGUUCGGUGAGAGAGAGAUGAAGCGGCUGAAGGAGGAUCUCGACCGUCGGAUUCACGAUCAGAAGUUCGCUAGAGAGAUUAUGAGUGUUCCGGAGGGAGAGUGGCGCAAGUACGGCGACAACUACGAGAAGCCGUACGCUUUUGGGGCUUCCUCCUUCGCCGUCGCUUCCCCCUCCUCCGCCGUAUCUUCCUUCGCUGUCGCUUCCCCCUCCUGCGCCGUAGCUUCUUCCUCCUCCUCUGCCGUCACUUCCUCCUCGUUCGCGGCGAUCGGCAGCGAGAGUUUCCGGUUGUACUGUAAGGGUUUGGUAAGCGAAGAGAGAAUCGGGGAUAUGAGGGUGAUGGUGGGUGGUGUUGGUGUGGCGAUUUGUGAUUCGGCGGACAAUCUGAUUUGGGAAGUGAAGAAGGUUCUGGAAGCCGAGGAGUCGAAAAGCCCUGAAAUUGCAGAAAUGGAGGCUUUGGUCCAUGGAUUGAAUGAAGCAUUGAACUUUGAUUUGGGAAGGGUCACAAUCCUAUGUGAUGAUUUCAUGGUCUACCAAUACGUCACGGGCAGAGUUGAACCGAGGCAGAGCACCCUUGCAACUCUUUUAAACCAAGUGGCUCUUCUGCAAAGAAAGUUCUCAUAUUGUCAACCAUCUCACUUGGCAAGAAAGGAUAUUAAGUUUGUGUUCAAACUUGCACGAGAUGCAAUCGUGUCACAGAUCAAAUGGCCCGAAGAAACUAGUGAAGGCAAGACUUUCAAGGAAACUUGUGUGAUAUGUUAUGACGGGAUUAAGGUGGAGAGAAUGUUCUCGGUAGAUGGUUGCUUCCACCGCUUUUGCUUUCCCUGUAUGAAGCAGCAUGUUGAAGUGAAGUUACUGGAAGGAGGAACAGCAAACUGCCCGAGUGAAGGGUGCAAAUCAGAAGUAAAGAUUGAGAGUUGUGCAAAGUUUUUGGAUCCCAAACUGGUUGAUGUUAUGAGCCAACGAAAGAAGGAAGCUUCAAUUAAUCCUGCAGAUAAGAUAUACUGUCCAUACCCCAAAUGCUCCGCAUUGAUGGUCAAACACGAGGUCUUGGAAUAUACUAGGGCAUAUCUUGUUGGUGUUGAUCAAUCUGGAGCUAGAAAAUGCAUGAAAUGCGGGCUGUUUUUCUGCUUCAGUUGCAAGGUGCCAUGGCACUAUUACAUGACUUGCCAUGAUUACAGUAGGUCGCACGCGAAUCAGAAUGCGGGAGACGGGAUGCUGAAGUCUCUUGCUCGGAAAAAGCUAUGGCGGCAAUGUGCAAAGUGUAGUCAGAUGGUUGAACUUGCUUGGGGUUGUUACCACAUCACCUGCAGAUGCGGGUACGAGUUCUGCUACACCUGUGGGGCUGAAUGGAAGAACAAGAAAGCAACAUGUACGUGCCCUAUCUGGGACGAACGCAACAUAAUCCGCAACAACGGGAAUCCUAGAAGGUGAAAAUCAGCUCGAAAAGGUUAGGGGUUAAGACUGGAAAGUGGAAACUGUCCGAACAAAAAAAAAAAAAAACUGAUGUCUGGUUCGUUCUCUGUUUAACACUGCAUUUUCCUUUGCAUGAGUUUUCCACUUCUAUACAUAUGUUUGAAGAACUUCGGCUUUUUGGUACAAAAAUGGUAAAGUUGGUUUUUGGAUUGCAAUUUAAUUGCAUGGAAAUUCCUGUUCA
This is a messenger RNA of Tarenaya hassleriana, 2073 nucleotides long. RefSeq lists its product as uncharacterized. Lineage: Eukaryota; Viridiplantae; Streptophyta; Magnoliopsida; Brassicales; Cleomaceae. The transcript is spliced from 3 exons. The record is from RefSeq and is a predicted model, not a curated record. Gene Ontology annotation, cellular component: ubiquitin ligase complex; cytoplasm. Gene Ontology annotation, biological process: positive regulation of proteasomal ubiquitin-dependent protein catabolic process; protein polyubiquitination; ubiquitin-dependent protein catabolic process. Gene Ontology annotation, molecular function: zinc ion binding; ubiquitin protein ligase activity; nucleic acid binding. The coding region runs from base 147 to 1850 and encodes 567 amino acids.